AUGCCCUCUCCUGUGUGGGGGCUGCUAGGGUGCUGUCUGCUCUGCAGCUGGGCACCGGGGGAACCGAGGCCUCUCCGCUCUCUGCUUCCAAUGUCCCCCCAAGUCAGGGUGGGGUUUGUGCCCACUCAGGUACCCUCAGAGAGGGUUGAGGCCGCCCUAGCUUUUCUCUACUCUGGAGAUGCCCAGCAGCUGUCGGGGGCUAAUUGCAGCCAACGCUACGAAGCCCAGGGGGCAGGAGCCAGACCAGGGCUCCCCCCAGUCCUCCGGAGGGCAGCAAACACCCUCACCCAGGCUGUCAAUUUCCUCAACCUGCUGCUUCAAGCGAACGACAUCCGGGAGUCCAGCAUAGAGGAGGAUGUGGAGUGGUACCAGGCACUGGUUCGUAGUGUGGCCGAGGGAGACCCCAAGGUGUACCGGGCUCUGCUGACCUUUAACCGUCCUCCAGGGGCCAGUCACUUGCAGCUGGCCCUGCAGGCCACCCGACUGGGGGAGGAAACCGUUCUUCGGGACUUAUCACAGAGCCGAGUGCAGGAGGAGAGCCCAACAGGAGCCCCGGAAACUCUGGCUCUACAGAAACGGGUGUUGACCAAUGACUUAGGGAGCCUGGACAGCCCCAAAUGGCCACGAGGGGAUGGCUAUGUGAGUGACAUGCAGCAUGUGAGAGUGUCUCCUCCCUUCCUGGAAUGCCAGGGUGGACAGCUUCAUCCCGGCUGGCUCAUCACACUGUCAGCCACCUUCUAUGGACUCAAGCCAGAUCUCACCCCGGAGGUUAGGGGGCAGGUGCAGAUGGACAUAAAUCUGCAGAGCGUGGACAUCAAUCAAUGUGCCAGUGGCCCAGGCUGGUAUUCUAACACACACUUGUGUGAUCUCAACAGCACCCAGUGCAUCUCCCUGGAGGGCCAGGGCUUUGUCCUGGGCCACUACCUCUGUCACUGCCGACCCGGCUUCUAUGGGGCAAGCCACUCUGGGGGCUUAGAGGAGAAUGCUGUCUGGCUUGCAGGGCAAUUUGGGUCAGCACUGGGUGGACCCGGGAGACUGCUGCGGUGCCUGCCAUGUGCCGAGGGCUGCAGCAGCUGCAUGGAUGGCACACCAUGCCUGGUGGAGGAGGCCCUGGCUCUGCGCGCAGCAGUGCUGGCCUGCCAGGCCUCCUGUAUGCUGGCCGUCUUCCUGAGCAUGUUGGCAUCCUACCGCUGCCGCCGGAGCAAGAUGAUCCGAGCAUCUGGAGUGGUCCUGCUAGAAACCAUCCUUUUUGGAUCUCUGCUGCUAUACUUCCCUGUCUUUAUCCUGUACUUCAAACCCAGCGUAUUCCGCUGCAUCGCUCUCCGCUGGGUCCGGCUGCUGGGUUUUGCCAUUGUCUAUGGCACCAUCAUACUCAAGCUAUAUAGAGUGCUUCAGCUGUUCCUGUCCCCAUCGGCCCAGCGGGGACCCCACCUGAGCAGCGGAAGGCUGCUGCGGAGUCUGAGUCUGCUCCUGCUGCUGGUGUUGGGCUUCCUGGCUGUGUGGACAGCAGGGACUCUGGAGAGAAACCAGCACUUGCCUCUGGUGAUCCGAGGCCACACACCCACGGGCCGCCACUUCUACCUCUGUCACCAUGACCGCUGGGACUACAUCAUGGUGGUGGCUGAGAUGCUGCUCUUGUGCUGGGGUAGCUUCCUCUGCUACGCCACCCGGGCUGUCCCCUCGGCUUUCCAUGAGCCCCGCUACAUGGGUGUUGCCCUGCACAACGAGUUGCUGCUCUCCGCUGCCUUCCACGCAGCCAGGUUUGUUCUGGUUCCAUCCCUGCACCCAGACUGGACCCUUCUCCUCUUCUUCUUUCACACCCACAGCACAGUCACCACCACACUGGCUCUGAUCUUUAUCCCUAAGUUCCGGAAGCCAGGAGCCCCUUCCCGGGAGGAGAUGGUGGAUGAGGUGUAUGAGGAUGAGCUGGACCUGCAGUGCUCAGGCUCCUACCUUAACAGCAGCAUCACCUCAGCUUGGAGUCAGCGCAGCCUGGACCCUGGAGACAUUCGGGAUGAGUUAAAGAAGCUCUAUGCCCAGCUAGAGGUCCACAAGACUAAGGAAAUGACUGCUAACAACCCCCACCUGCCAAAGAAGUGUGGCAGUUCACGCCAAGGCCUGGGCCGCUCCUUCAUGCGGUACCUGGCUGAAUUUCCCGAGGCCUUGGCCAGGCAGCACUCAAGGGAUUCAGGCUCCCUGGGCCACAGCAGCCUGCCUGGCUCUUCCCGCCGCUGGCUUCUCAGUUCCAGCCUUCAGGAACCAGAGGGUCCCCCAGGCCUGCGCAAAUCCCACAGUACCUAUGAGCAUGACCACCACAGGGAGCAAGACCCGCCACUCCUGGACUCACUGCUGAAGAGGAAGCUGGCCAAGAAGGUGUCCAGGGAGAGCUGGGAGUCAUCGGUGGAAGGGACCCCUGUCCUGGGCUUCCGGUCAGCCAGCGCCCACAACCUGACCGUGGGAGAGAGGCUCCCCCGAGCCCGGCCCACCUCCCUGCAGAAGUCGCUCAGUGUUGUGGCAGGGUCCAGGGAAAAAGCCCUGCUGGUGGCCAGCCAGACCUACCUGGAGGAAACCUAUCGGCAGGCAAAGGAGCAAGAGGAAAGAAAGAAGGCCGAAGCAGCCAUGGCAAGCCCAGUGCGGGGGCCAUCAGCCAGGAGGCUGGAGCGAGUUCGAGGAGCCCCUCUGUCAGCCCCACCUUCCCCUGCCAAGAGCAAGAGUGCGGACAGCUCUCACACCUCUGGAAAGCUUCAAGAGGAAGCUGGGAAAAGGCUGCCUCACCCACCUAUCCGACACCAGGUCUCCACACCUACCUUGGCUUUGUCUGGAGGGGCCUGCCUGGGAGAGCCAAGGAUGCUGUCCCCCACCUCUACUUGGACUCCAGCUCUGAUGCCAGCUCUAGCCCCAGCCCUGGCCGCAGCCCCAGCCCCAGCCCUGGCCCCAGCCCCAGCCCCUGCCCUGUUCCCGGCCCCAGUCCUGGCGCUGGCACCAGUCCCUGUACCCCCACAAAGCCCUAGCUUACUCACCUACAUCUGCCCCUGGGAGAGUGUAGAACUGCCCACCAAGAAAGAAAAUGCAGCUCAGGAAGGCCCCACAGAACCAGAGCGAGACAGCCUCUCCCCUGCCCCAGCUCGGGCCAGACUCUGGAGGGCCCUUUCAGUUGCAAUAGAAAGAAAGGGGGCUGGAGACAAUGUCAUGGACACAGAGGACAUGCGUCUCCAGGGGGACACUGAUAACACAGACGAGGACAGGCCCAAGGUCUUCUCAAAAUCCCACAGCCUCAAGACCCCUGUUCAGCAGGGUUCUGUGCGCAGCCUGGGGCUGGCAAUUAAAGCUCUGACCCGUUCUCGGAGCUCAUACAGAGAGAAAGAGAGAGAAGAAGCAACUACAGAAGGGAAUUAUAAGGGUGGGGCUUCAGAAAAGGGUACAGUGAUGAGCCCCAGGUCCCCCAAACCAGGCCGGCCCAGGGCAGUAAGUAAGCAGGCCGCCCUCAGCACCUGUGAAGAUGAGGAGUCCCUGCAGAACCAGCAGAAUGCUUACACCAGCAGGAUGCUCCGAUCCUGUCAGCAGGAGGAUGGCAAGGGACAGGAAGACAGGGGAAGGAGGGCAGGAGGAGAGGGGAAAGCAGAGAAAGCAGUUAAAGCAGCACUAAGGCAAGUCAGGCAGGGCACAGCUGGGGACAAAAAUUCAGAGCAAGUCAAAGAGGCCCCUAUGGGGUGGCAGAAACCACUGCCCAAAGUCAGCCAGCAGUCCCUCAGAGGUGCCGACCAUAGUGUGGCAGAGGUGUGCCCCUGGGAGGCUGCAGAGUUUGAGGGGCAGCAGUCUGACAGUAGUAAGAAGGCAGAGAUCUGCCCCUGGGAGGUGAGUGGAGGAACCCCUCAAAGCAGGGUAGUAAGACAAGAACGAGAUGGCUAUUGGGGGGAGAAAGAAAAAGACUCAGAAAAGCCAGAGCCCAAAGGCAUAGCUGCUAUUGCUCAGAAGAAACCAGAGAGGCUGGUCAGAGGGCAGGAGGCCAUGUGUCCUUGGGAAAAUGCCAAUUCGAGAGACCAGUCUCCUCAGGCUGACAGAUGUCAGCAGGAGGCCACUGCCCCAGAAGCUUGUGCACCAGCUGUGGCCAAGGCAGAGCUCUGUCCCUGGGAGGAAACUGUGGGGGGAGAGAAUGGUAAAGCAUCCCUGCAGGGUGUGACAGAGCUGCCCCAAGAAAAGCAGAAGCCCCCCAGGAAAGCACCCUUCUGGAAAGACCAGACAAUCAUCAGUGGAGACUUGGAGUCUAUUUGUCCAUGGGAAAGGACAGAUUUCCGGGGCCCCUCAGCAGUCCCUGAUGAGGCCUCAGGGACACCUGGGUGCUCAGGGAGUCUGGACAGCAGUGUGAAGGCAGGAGAAGCUCCUGCUGUCAGGAAGGCAGAGAUCUGUCCCUGGGAACUGGGUGACAGGGUAACAGGGGAGGAAAGACUGACUCAAGGGGCAGAAAAAGAACUCUUGGGAAAGGGAAGCUUUGAGAAGACCAGGGAACAAACUGGACAGGCAGUGCAGAAACUAAAUCAGUCAGAGGAGGUGGUAUGUCCCUGGGAGAGCACAGCCCCUGGGCAUCCUAGCCCCUGUCUAGAUAAUUCCUCAUCCAGACAUAGCAAAGGAGAAAGCAUAGCCACAAAGGCAUGUUUACAGGAAGAUCUCAGGCCAGAGGUAGAGGACAUAACACCUGCUAAGGCAGAAGUAUGUCCCUGGGAAACAGAUGAAAGAACAAAAGGAAGCUGGACAUCAGGACAGGAACCAAGAAGUGAAUCUCCAAAGGACAAGGAGAAGAUACCUGCAGGCUUCAAGGAUGCCACUGACUGGGGAAAGUCUCCAGGGCAGAUCCAAACACAGGAAGCAGUUUGUCCUUGGGAGAUUGUGGACCCUGGAAGCUUUACUCAGCAACCAGGGCCUCAAGACAUAGGCAGAACUAGAGUUAGUCUCCAGAUAGCAAGCAGUGUGAGCAGCAAGGCUGCUGAGGUCUGCCCAUGGGACACGGAGGAGGCCCUGCAUGCUGAAAAGACAGAGAUCUGUCCCUGGGAGGGCACUACUGGAGCUGGGGAGGGAGCUGGAGCUUUGGGAGUUGAGGUCAUCAGGAAGCUAAAGCCAAAUGAUCUAGAUUCCAGGUCUAGUAAGAUAACUGUCACAGUUCCAAAGACACCAGAGAGGCCAACCCAGGAGUGGGAGGUGGCCUGUCCCCAGGAGAUUGUGGACACAAGGCAGCCAAGCACUGUGGACACAGAGAGAGAAAAAGCAAAUUUUCAGGAACUGGACUAUGUAGGGUGCAAGCCAGCUGAAGUGUGUCCCUGGGAAGUAGAGGAAGCAUCUUCUGGUGAAACAGCCAAGAUCUGCCCCUGGGAGGUCAGUGAAGGAACUGCUGGAGAAGCAGCAAAGCUUAACAGGAGUGGUUCAGCAGAACAGAGGGGGAAAACUCUAGGCCAGGGGGGACUUGCCUCCCUGGGAGAAGACAAGUCAAAAUGGGAGAUGAAACAGAGUCAAGAGCAGGAAGCAAUUUGCCCUUGGGAGGAGGACUUGAGGGGCCCCUAUGCCCAGGGCCCCCAGGUCUCAGACCCAUCCAACAGUGUGAGCAGCAAUAUGGCAGGGACACAUUCCUUGGAAGUAAGUGAGGAAGCAGCAGAGAUAGGAGAUCAGCAACAAGACCCAAAGAUGAGUGAAGGGAGGGCAGAAUACACAAGCCAAAGCAAAGUGCUACCUUCACCAGCAGGAAACCUCAUUAUUGUUACUACCACUGAUGGGACAAAGACCGCCCACAAGCCACAGGACAGCCUGGUUCUGGCAGCUUCUUUCACCCAUCCAGACUGCGAAUGCCCCGAGCUAUGGGAAACUAGUUCUCAGAGACCACUCAGCACUGGGAUCCAGAGAGCUGAGUUGCUUCCAGGGGACACCCCUACCCCAGGAGCUCACAAAUCUGACAGCAGGGUCAAAGCUGAGGCCCACCCCAGGGAGGUGAUCGAGAGGACCUCUGGGGAAGAGGUGGCCAGAGAUUACAGAAAAGGGAAAUCUUGGGAGAAGGGGAAAGGCCCAGAAGAGCUGGAGCACAGAGCUGUGGCAGUCCAGGGGAAGCCAGAGAGGGCAGAUGGGAAGCAGGAAACUGUGUGUCUGUGGGAGGGUCAAGAUGGUAGAACUGUUUCUCCACAAACAGUCCCACAAGCUUCUGACCAAAGAGAAGGUAGUUCCGAAGCAGUAGGCGGUGUGGGGGCCAAGGCAGCAGAUGAGUGUCUGUGGGAAGCAGCAGAGGCUCCUUCUGCCAAUAAAACAGAGGUCUGUGCUUGGGAGGAGAGUGAAGGAGCAGCAGAGAAAGGGGGGCUGGACCAGGAGGUAGAUGGAGAUUCCCAAGGACAAGCACAGUUGUUCCUUCAGAAGGCAGGGUCCAGAAAAACUGAAGAACACACCUCAAAAGCAGCAGCAAAAGUCAGCAGAGAGCUAGGCUGCCCAUGGGAAGGCUUGGGUUCUGGGGAGUCCUUUCUACAGCCAGGUGCUCCAGCCAAUGGCCAACCCAAAGCCAGCCUCCACAGAGAAAGCAGUGUGGGGAGCAAGAUGGCAGAGGUGUGUCAAUGGGAAAUCACUGAUCCAGAAGGGAAUAAGCUAAAGGGCACCAUGGAAUACAUCUGUCCUUGGGAGGGAACUGGAGCCUUCGCUGAGGAAACUGGCCUCCUGGCUUUAAGGCCAAUUCAGACAGAAACAGCAACCCCAACAGCUCCUGAGAAACUGCCAGGCCUAUCAGUCCACAGACCGUCAGGUAGCUUCCUCCCAGAAAGUAAAAGCCCCCGGCCUGAGGCCAACCAGCCAGCUGGUACUUUCACUCAGGAAAGUGUUAGAGAAUUUCAUGGACCUUCAGGACUUGGGGCAGAGAGCAGCUUAACCCCAGAGCCAACUCUCCAAGAAACAGAGGCUCACAAGUGUACCCCCAUAACUGGAGACCAAGAAGAAGCAGCGUCUACAAUUCACCAUAAAGAACCUGCACCUCCAACUGUCUCUCCUUGGGAAUAG
This is a messenger RNA of Erinaceus europaeus (western European hedgehog), 7017 nucleotides long. It is a transcript of the gene GPR179, whose product is annotated as G protein-coupled receptor 179. The coding region runs from base 1 to 7017 and encodes 2338 amino acids. Gene Ontology annotation, cellular component: membrane. The transcript has 11 exons. Gene Ontology annotation, biological process: G protein-coupled receptor signaling pathway. The record is from RefSeq and is a predicted model, not a curated record. Gene Ontology annotation, molecular function: G protein-coupled receptor activity. Lineage: Eukaryota; Metazoa; Chordata; Mammalia; Eulipotyphla; Erinaceidae.